AUGGUCUCCCUUGUCACGACUUCACACAACCCGGCGCUACCGCCCAACCCUGCUGUUUCUCGAGCGAAAAUGAUCCCCAACUCCUCUCCCGUUCCUAUCCUCAAAACCUCCAAGCCGGCUCGUGCGGUCGCCGGCACAAAACGCAAAAUGAGCGACACCGACCUCGCCCUCUCCCCCUCCUCAUCCCAAGGCGAUGACUUUACCGAAGAGCCCCCCAACAAGAAACGACCACGCGUUCAAUUCGACCAGGAUGUGAAGCUGCACGAUGCUGCUGGACCCGAUAUCUCGUCGGAGAAGAGCCUGGCCUUCGUCCGGGAGGAAGUGCGCAGUGCUAUCCACCGCCAUGUCACGAUGUCAGAAAGCGAAGGCUACGACCGAAUCAAGGGAAUCUUUACGGCCGACCCCAAACUACAGGGCGAUGAUUCCAUGCUUGCGUACGACUUACCAACACAUACGUCUUUGAAGAACCAUCUCCUCGGUCUUCUCUCACAUGUCGCUUCCUUGGAUCGUUCAUGCAGCGGACUUGUCCACGCUAUCAUCAAUAGCGAGUGGCUUGGUCGUGAUGAAUCAUAUGUGAAGCUCUACAUCCGGUUCAUGGGCAAUCUUGCUGCUGCACAAGGUACUUACCUUGGCCCUGUCUUGAAGAUGCUCGCCACCAACUUGGGGACUGUCCCUCGAGGACUCGGUCGACUCCCUGGCUACGCUGUUGUUUCACCAUCUGAAAUCCACACUCGCGUCCACAUGGCACUCCGUCAUCUGCUACGACUCAUCCCGGCUGCUAGCGGAUCGCUCUCCCCAAUUUUGUCUGCGCAGUUUCCCUUCGACUCAGAUCCCGCUAGCGCUAACGUGGCUUACACUCGCAAUCUUGUUCAAAUUAUCAAUUACACCCCUGAACUGCAAUCCGACAUCCUGGCUCUGAUUUUCGAGAAGCUUGUCAAGGUCGAUGUACAGAUUCAGGUGGAUAUGGAAGACUUUGAGGAGGAGGUUGGCGACGAGCUCAUUCACGACAUCGAUGACGACGAAGUCGACGAUGACAAUGAGUCUGUUGCAAGUGACGAUUCGGAAGAAGACGACACACAGGGUGCGAAGAAGAUCAAAGACAACAUCCUCAAGGUGGAUGGCAUGAUUGAUAUUCUCUUUGAAUACUUCGCUCCUCCUUUCACUUCGGGCAGCCUGGAUGACAAGGAGAACGCUUUGGACCUGCUCUUGAGCCACUUCCAGAGCAUUAUUCUUCCAACAUACCGGUCACGACACACUCAGUUCCUCCUGUUCCAUUUCUCCCAGACUUCCCCUGUGCUAGUCGAUCGUUUCGCCUCGACCUUUGUGCAACUGAUUUUCAACAGGCUGCAACCUGGUAUUCUGCGCCAGUCAGCAGCCGCAUACCUUGCUAGCUUUGUCGCUCGUGGUGCUCACAUUUCUGGCGAUGUGGUUCGCGACGUUUUCGACCUGCUUCUCACCCAUCUGAACAGUCUGCGCAUAGAUUACGAAGUGAGCUGCCGCGGCCCUGAUCUCCGUCGCUACGGACCCUUCUACUCCACCGCUCAAGCCCUGCUGUACAUCUUCUGUUUCCGCUGGCGCGACCUGACAACCGCUGCCGUUGAUGGCGACACUGCAGACCAAGUGGACGAACUUGAGCCAGGCCAAAUCCAAUUCCCUCCCAACAUCAAAGAAUUCCUCCACAAGUCCAUCUAUUCGCGUCUGAACCCUUUGAAGGUGUGCUCUCCAGCCAUCGUCUCUGAGUUCGCACGCAUCGCCCACCACUUCCAAUUUCUUUACGUCUACCCCCUCCUCGAGACCAACAAGCGCAUCCGCAUCACAGCCUUCCGAAGCAUCUCCACUCUCGCCGACUCCCGCUUCAGCCAAGUCGGCCGUGAGAUCCGCGCCGGCGAUAACAGCGGCUACCAACUUGACGCAUACUUCCCCUUCGACCCAUACCAGCUCCCCCGCAGCCGACGCUGGCUGGAAGGCGACUACGUCGAAUGGCGGGGUAUUCCCGGUCUGGAUGAUGCUAAUGACUCAGACAGCGGUGCCGACGAGGAAUCCGAUGAAGACAGCGAAGACGCAACGGAGACAGACGAGGACUAA
Molecule: messenger RNA, 2085 nt
Organism: Penicillium canescens
Lineage: Eukaryota; Fungi; Ascomycota; Eurotiomycetes; Eurotiales; Aspergillaceae
Product: rDNA-binding RNA polymerase I transcriptional factor
Exons: 1
Coding region: 1-2085 (694 amino acids)
Biological process (GO): transcription initiation at RNA polymerase I promoter
Cellular component (GO): nucleus
Molecular function (GO): RNA polymerase I general transcription initiation factor activity; RNA polymerase I core binding
Source: RefSeq, a predicted model, not a curated record